CCCGCCCUCGACUGCGCCUGCGCGGAGCCCGUGGCCGCGCCUGCUCCCGCCGGGGGCUCGUCGCUCGCCGGGCCGCGGCCAUGGGGGAGGCCGAGGUGGGCGGCGGGGGCGCCGCGGGCGACAAGGGCCCGGGGGAGGCGGCCACCAGCCCGGCGGAGGAGACGGUGGUGUGGAGCCCCGAGGUGGAGGUGUGCCUCUUCCACGCCAUGCUGGGCCACAAGCCCGUCGGUGUGAACCGACACUUCCACAUGAUUUGUAUCCGGGACAAAUUCAGCCAGAACAUUGGGCGGCAGGUCCCAUCCAAGGUCAUCUGGGACCAUCUGAGCACUAUGUAUGACAUGCAGGCACUGCAUGAGUCCGAGAUUCUCCCUUUCCCAAACCCAGAGAGGAACUUCGUCCUUCCGGAAGAGAUCAUCCAAGAGGUCCGAGAAGGUGAGGCCCAGGCCCUAGGAAGGUCAGGUUUGGGAAUUAGAAAAGGCUGGUCCUGGGCAAAGGUUGGGGAGGUCAGGGUGAAGGUCAUGGCCUCCGGGAGGUGUGAGGGUCCAACACAGACCCCACCUCCACCCAUACGGUCUCGGGAGCCUCCGGGAUUGGAAAGGACUUCGUUGAAGAGCAGCUGCUGGGCAGAAGGAAAAGUGAUUAUUGAGGAAGAAAUGAAAGAGGAGAUGAAGGAAGACGUGGACCCCCACAGCGGGGCUGACGACGUUUUUUUAUCUUCAGGGAGCUUGGGGAAAGCAGCAGAAAAAUCUAGCAAAGACAAAGAGAAGAACUCAGACUCGGGGUGCAAAGAAGGGGCGGACAAGCGGAAGCGCAGCCGGGUCACGGACAAAGUCCUGACUGCAAACAGCAACCCCUCCAGCCCCAGCGCCGCCAAGCGGCGCCGAACAUAGACGCCUGUGCAGGCAGGGCCGGGCCGCCCCCAGCGCACAGGAACUGUCCUGAUGCUGCGCACCCCACUGCCGCCGGCUUCCUCUGGAGCGAGGCCGGCAGGCCAGGCUCCAGUCAGACCGGCUGGGGCCCUGGUGGACCCAGAAAACCAGGCUCGACCCAGGCCAGCAGUUGAGGGCUCUGAGUCUGCACUCCAUCUCCUCCCGAGCACCCGUGGCUCCCCGUGGCCUCGGAUUAGCUCCACGUGUGCGGCACCUUUGGGAUCCAGGCCCCUCGGAGCGGGGUGGAGCCGGGAGAAGCCCCAGGAUUAGCAAGCAAUACAAACUCCGACCUCACUCUGUCCUCAGAAGGAAACACUCGUCUUCCCUGCGUGACUGUCCUUUCCGUCCGUCUGUCCCUCUGUGAGCCUGUCUGCACUGACUGCAACGUCAGGAUGUGGCCUUCCUGUCUGUCGCCCGUGCACGCGCCACAGCCCCUCCCCUCCUGGGAAACUCAGAACCAGAUACUUUGCCUCAUUCACUUGUACUGUAAGGAUGUAUAUAAUUUGGUUGGUAUCUCACUAUUUAAUUUUUAAGAAGCCUAUUUUACUAGUGUUUUAUAUGAAAAAAUACUGGAGAAGUUAAAUCUGUGUCGUAUUUUCCUGAGAUGUUUUGUUUUAAGGUAAUGACUACUGAGAUACUUUUUGCUCAGUUUUUAUAUGCCAGAUACAGAGAAUUUGUAGCGGUUAUUUUUGUAUUACCUAGUGACAGCGGACAGACCAGAUGCGUGGGUGGAGGGGCAGGUGCCACCGUUGGGCUGGCGAGAAGGUGCCCAGUGCUGAUUGAGAUACACUUUCAUUUGACUGCAGAACAUUAAAGCACAAAAAAAUCAA
Molecule: messenger RNA, 1759 nt
Organism: Lemur catta (Ring-tailed lemur)
Lineage: Eukaryota; Metazoa; Chordata; Mammalia; Primates; Lemuridae
Gene: MRGBP
Product: MRG domain binding protein
Exons: 5
Coding region: 81-890 (269 amino acids)
Biological process (GO): regulation of transcription by RNA polymerase II
Cellular component (GO): NuA4 histone acetyltransferase complex; nucleus
Source: RefSeq, a predicted model, not a curated record